AUGUUCGGCCUCACGACAAUCGUAGCUCAGCGAUUGUGUGGCGACUGCGCGGUUUACGAUUUAAACGGGGCGCGUUAUCUUGAGCGUGGUGCGUUUUGUGCGGUGGCGCGACGUGCGCGCGAACUGCCGCGACCGGAGCGACUAAAGCGGCGGAGAGGCAGCGCUGCAUCGCCGCCCCCGCCUCUUCUCUCGAGCGCGACUAGACAGAAAUCCAAUUGCUUAUCGAAACGCACUAGAUACCGAAUCCUCAUGGAGAAGACCGGUCAACUGGAAAACUCGCUACUCAAAGUUAUAUUCUUCGCCAAAAAUUUCGCUACGUCCAAAGGAAGAAAAUGCUGGUCGAAUCUCGUUCAUGAGCAAGGACAAAGAUCCGUACUCCAUGCUUCUACGAAGGAUCAGGGCGUUCGAAAGCAAGGAAAGCCC
This is a messenger RNA of Iphiclides podalirius (scarce swallowtail), 423 nucleotides long. Lineage: Eukaryota; Metazoa; Arthropoda; Insecta; Lepidoptera; Papilionidae. The record is from the annotation of a GenBank genome assembly.